Gracilinanus agilis (Agile Gracile Mouse Opossum) is the source of this 3807-nucleotide messenger RNA. It is a transcript of the gene KDM4C, whose product is annotated as lysine demethylase 4C. Gene Ontology annotation, molecular function: histone H3K36 demethylase activity; histone H3K9 demethylase activity. The coding region runs from base 49 to 2823 and encodes 924 amino acids. The transcript has 19 exons. NCBI's taxonomy places the organism in Eukaryota, Metazoa, Chordata, Mammalia, Didelphimorphia, Didelphidae. The record is from RefSeq and is a predicted model, not a curated record. Gene Ontology annotation, cellular component: nucleus. Gene Ontology annotation, biological process: chromatin remodeling.
CGUUAUAUACUUUUAUAUUGUACCGCUGGUGUUGUAUGGCUUCAAGACAUGGAACACAACAGUCUCCGAAGAACUGGAAGUGAAUCUCACACAAAGGGCAAUGGAGAGGUGCAUGGACAAAACUUAGUCAACAUGGAGACAGCAGAGGUGGAUAGCCCCCCAAAUCUGAGUUGUAAGAUCAUGACUUUCAGACCUUCUAUGGAUGAAUUUAGAGAAUUUAACAAAUAUUUAGCAUAUAUGGAGUCUAAAGGAGCACAUAGAGCAGGACUGGCUAAGGUGAUCCCUCCAAAGGAAUGGAAGCCAAGACAACGUUAUGAUGACAUAGAUAAUUUGGUCAUUCCUGCUCCUAUUCAGCAGAUGGUCACAGGACAAUCUGGGCUUUUUACCCAGUAUAACAUCCAAAAAAAACCAAUGACUGUGAAAGAAUUCAGGCAACUGGCUAAUAGUGAUAAGUAUUGCACCCCAAGAUAUUUAGACUAUGAAGAUUUGGAGCGCAAGUACUGGAAGAAUUUGACUUUUGUUGCACCCAUCUAUGGAGCAGAUAUCAAUGGAAGCAUAUAUGAUGAAGGUGUGGAUGAAUGGAACAUAGCUCACUUGAAUACCAUAUUGGAUGUUGUUGGAGAAGAGUGUGGUAUUUCUAUUGAGGGUGUAAAUACCCCAUAUCUCUAUUUUGGUAUGUGGAAAACCACAUUUGCUUGGCACACUGAAGAUAUGGACCUAUACAGCAUUAAUUAUCUUCACUUUGGAGAACCCAAAUCUUGGUAUGCCAUACCUCCAGAGCAUGGAAAGCGACUUGAACGACUAGCUCAAGGAUUCUUCCCAAGCAGCUCUCAAGGGUGUGAUGCAUUUCUUCGUCACAAGAUGACACUGAUAUCUCCUUCAGUGUUGAAGAAAUAUGGCAUUCCCUUUGACAAGGUUACUCAAGAGGCUGGAGAAUUUAUGAUCACUUUUCCAUAUGGAUACCAUGCUGGUUUCAAUCAUGGAUUCAACUGUGCAGAAUCUACAAACUUUGCUACAGUUAGAUGGAUUGAUUAUGGAAAAGUUGCUAAGUUGGUGAGUUAUGCUACAAAAAGAAGCAAUGGCUUAAGCACAUCUUUCCACUCUGAUUCUAUAAAGCAGGAAAUACAAUGUGAAGAUGAUAAAGUGGAUAGUAGUAUUGCUUCUUCUGAUCUCAUGGAAUCUUCUGCCUCUAUGCCUCUUUCUGUUGAAUGCAAAAAGGAAGACAAUUUAAAGUCUGAGAGAGAGUGUGAGCAGAAUGUUUCAAGACCCAAGUCAUGUGAUUCUGUCUCUUCUGAAGCUGAGAGUCUAGAAAAAGAAGAAAAUAGUAUUUUCACAGAGGAAGAUGACAGUGAUCUUGAAAGCAGUGAAAGUGUUCUAGAACCUGCAGAAAUCCCGGCUGAAACCAAGGGAGAACGAAAUGACUUGAAAAUUCCAAGUUUCUGUAAUCAGAGAGCAGAAGGGGAACCAAAAACUUCCAAGAGUUGGCGCCAUCCACUCAGUAAGCCUCCAGCUAGAUCACCAAUGACUCUGGUAAAACAGCAGGCAGGUAGUGAUGAAGAAUUGCCUGAGGUUCCAUCAGUUGAGGAGGAAGUUCAAGAAACUGAAUCCUGGGCCAAGCCUCUUGUCUACCUUUGGCAGACCAAAGCACCAAAUUUUGUGGCUGAACAAGAGUACAAUGCAGCUGUUGCCAAAAUGGAACCAUACUGUGCUAUUUGCACUCUCCUGAUGCCCUACUAUAAGCCAGACAACAGUAAUGAAGACUAUUUUUGUAAAUGGGAAUCUAAAUCCAACGAAGUGACUUCUGCCUUGGAAAAGACUAAACCACUCAUUCCAGAGAUGUGUUUUAUUUAUAGUGAAGAAAACACAGAACAUUCUCCAUCUAAUGCCUUCAUUGAAGAGGAUGGAACUAGUCUUCUGAUUUCCUGUGCAAAGUGUUGUGUACAGGUCCAUGCAAGUUGCUAUGGUGUUCCUUCUCAAGAUAUCCGAGAUGGAUGGCUGUGUUCUCGCUGUAAGAGAAGUGCAUGGAUGGCAGAAUGUUGUCUCUGUAAUUUGAGAGGUGGUGCACUCAAGCAAACUAAGAACAAGAAGUGGGCCCAUGUAAUGUGUGCAGUUGCAAUCCCAGAAGUUCGAUUUGUUAAUGUUACAGAAAGGACACCAAUAGACAUUAGCAGAAUACCUUUACAGAGGUUAAAAUUGAAAUGCAUCUUUUGUAGGCAGAGAGUUAAGAAAGUUUCUGGGGCCUGUAUCCAGUGCUCUUAUGGGCGCUGCCCAGCUUCCUUUCAUGUAACCUGUGCCCAUGCCACCGGGGUCUUGAUGGAACCUGAUGACUGGCCUUAUGUAGUUAAUAUUACAUGCUUUCGACACAAGAUCAACCAAAAUGUGAGAUCCAAAACCUGUGAAAAGGCAAUCACUGUUGGUCAGACUGUCAUCUCAAAGCACCGGAACACACGAUAUUACAGCUGCAGAGUAAUAGAGGUGACAUCUCAAACCUUCUAUGAAGUUGUUUUUGAUGAUGGCUCCUUCAGCAGAGAUACUUUUCCUGAAGACAUUGUGGUUGAAUUUGAAGAUGGAUCCCAGAUUGCAAUGAAGAGAGAGGACAUCUACACUUUAGAUGAAGAAUUGCCCAAAAGAGUGAAAGCUCGGUUUUCCACAGCUUCUGAUAUGCGGUUCGAAGACACAUUUUAUGGAGCCGACAUAAUUCAAGGAGAAAAGAAGAGGCAGCGAAUGCUAAGCUCCAGGUUUAAAAACGAAUACGUGGAUGACCCUGUGUACCGCACUUUCUUAAAGAGUUCAUUUCAGAAGAAGUGCCAGAAGGGUCUAUAAGAGUAACUAACUAGGCCACCCAGAGAAUUAUAGCAAUGUACACCAAGGGAGAAAAGAUGCGACAACCGAUGACCAGCCGGCGUUAUGACAGUAUGCUUCAGUGAGAUGAGGGGCAGGAUGUGUCUUUUGAGGAUAAUGAGUCAGACUUCUAGUUUUGGGACACAAAGAAGGUUUUAAUACACACCAUGGAUUUGGCACAUCAAUUUAAGAUCAGUCCCAAUCUCCCUCUCACCCACAAGCAGUAAUUUUGUAUAAUUCCGGAUCAAUUUUCUCAAGUGUGAGGGAAUGGUAGUCAUUACAGACGUCAUCUAAAAAGAAACCCCAAUCCCCUGAAGAACUCUGGAUGAAGCCUGACUUAGGGCUUUCAGGCAGCAGACUUUUGUUGGACACCUUCUCUCUCCCCCUCCCUUUUCCCCUCCCUUUCACCCCAUCCCUAGGGCCAUAGAUCUUUAUACCACAAGGUAGGAAGAGAGAGAUUUGAAUAUUUUUCAAAGUCAGGGAAGGACUUUAACUUGUUUGUUUUAAAUGGAGAAGUUUUUAUAAAACAUUUUUAAAACAAAGGCAGCACGUCUGGUGCUGAGACAUUAUGCACCUGUGCUGUACUUGUACAAAGCUGUUAAAUUUUUUAUAUCACUCUUGCUCUUGAUUGGGUCUGAUGGGGACUGCGUUGUUGGCCUUUGUGAAUGUUUUUUGGCUUUUAAAGAAGAAUUCUUAUGAAUUAUCUGGGCUUUUGUUUUGUUUUGAUUUUGGUUUUUUGUAUAUUUAAAGAGGGAAAUUUGGGGCAGUUAUUUUUAAACACUUUUUUUUCGUAAUGCUUAUUCCAAAUAGAUAUUUGUAAAAUACAUGUUUCUUUCAUUAUGUGUUUGUAAAAUUAGAGUUUAAAUAUAUAUGCUUACAUGACUAGUUUUGAACUAAUAUAAUAUGAUUUUCCUUUUUAAACAGCCUGCAAAUAAAUGUACCAGUGUUUAAAAAUAAACAAUUCCA